AUGCCCUGUCCCGCCGCCCGGGACGGGGAGAGCCCCCGCGCCGGGGAGGAAGGCAGCUCACAAUGUGAAGUCGUCAGGGACAGAAUUGAGCACAUUGAUUGGAUACCCACUGCCCCUGAGCCCUUGUACGCUCCAACAGGUUUGGAGAUGAUGCCGCUGUACCAAACUCCUGACAAAGGCACUGUGAUUUAUCUAGGAGAAGAAGCUAACAAAAACUCCUGCUUUAUGUAUUCCCGAGUGCGAGGUCUCUGCCCCUUGAAGCAGAUCCUCCACCAGACAGAGGACAACACACUGGUCUUCGAAGCACGGUUUGAGAGUGGGAAUUUGCAGAAGGUGGUCAAAGUCAAUGAAUUUGAGUAUCAGCUGACCCUGCGCACCGACCUCUACACAAGCAGACACACGCAAUGGUACUACUUCCAAGUAAGCAAUAUGCAGGCAGGGAUGGCAUAUCGCUUCACUAUAGUCAACUUUACCAAUCGUAACAGCCUAUAUAAACGAGGCCUGCGGCCACUGUUGUACUCAGAAGCCGAUGCUAAGAAACACAAGGUUGGCUGGCGAAGGACUGGAAAUGAAAUCAAGUAUUACAAAAACAAUGCGGGCCAAGGUAGACGUCAGUAUUUCUCACUCACUUGGACAUUCCAGUUCCCUCAUGACCGAGACACCUGCUACUUUGCCCACUGCUAUCCUUACACCUACUCCAACCUGCAGGAGUACCUGGUGGCCAUCUCUAAAGAUCCAGUGAAGUCCAAAUUCUGCAAGAUUGACAUCUUGUGCCAUUCACUGGCAGGAAACAUAGUAUAUGUUUUAACUAUCACCCACGACCCCAAAAGUGGCAAGGGCACUGAGAGGAAGGCUGUGAUACUAACCGCCAGGGUGCAUCCGGGAGAAACUAACAGUUCCUGGAUAAUGAAGGGCUUUCUGGAUUACAUUCUUGGCGAUUCAGGCAAAGCUCAACUGCUGCGGGACAAUUUUGUCUUCAAAGUGGUACCCAUGUUGAAUCCCGAUGGUGUGAUUGUGGGAAAUCACCGCUGUUCUUUAACAGGUCAGGACUUGAACCGCAAAUACAGAUCUGAUGUGAAGAAAUGUUAUCCUUCCAUCUGGUAUACUCGAAACAUGAUCAAAAGAGUGAUGGGGGAACGCGAUGUUUUUCUGUAUUGCGACAUCCAUGGUCACAACAGGAAACAAAAUGUCUUCAUGUAUGGUUGCGAGAGAAAGCAGCAAGCAAAAGCACCAUACGUGCAUCCACGUAUCUUCCCAUUCUUGCUGAGCAAGAGCUGCCCAGAUAAGUUCUCCUUCCCAGACUGCCGUUUCAGAGUACGAAAGAGCAAAGAAGGCACAGGUCGAGUGGUAAUGUGGAAGAUGGGCAUCAACAACAGCUACACUUUGGAAGCCUCUAUCUGUGGCUCUAAGUUGGGCUGCAGAAAAAGCACCCAUUUCGAUAUGAAAGACUUGGAGUCGAUAGGACAGCAUUUCUGUGAUGCUCUCUUGAAGUACUGUGUUCAUAACAAGGAGCGCGAAGCAGAAGCCUGCAAGGGAGCACUGAGGACAGUCCACAUCUCUGGGAGAGGAGCAGGGAGUCGGCUUUGCCAGGCAGCCAGAGAGAGGAGCGAGGAAGAUGGCAACCGCAGGUCUGUCACCGUAGCACCCAUCUCCCUGGGCCUCAGAGGGUGA
Molecule: messenger RNA, 1671 nt
Organism: Charadrius vociferus (killdeer)
Lineage: Eukaryota; Metazoa; Chordata; Aves; Charadriiformes; Charadriidae
Gene: AGBL3
Product: ATP/GTP binding protein-like 3
Exons: 9
Coding region: 1-1671 (556 amino acids)
Biological process (GO): proteolysis
Molecular function (GO): zinc ion binding; metallocarboxypeptidase activity
Source: RefSeq, a predicted model, not a curated record